AUGCGCUACGCCGUCCUCGUCACCGGGCCUGCAGGCGCAGGCAAGUCGACCUUCUGCGCCUCGCUCAUCACCCACGCCAACACGCUCGGACGGCAGGUCCACCUCGUCAACCUCGACCCGGCCGCCGAGCGCUUCGAGUACCAGCCUGCCGUGGACAUUCGCGAUUUGAUCAGCCUCGAGGACGUGAUGGAGGAGCUCGAGUUUGGGCCGAAUGGCGGGCUCGUGUACUGCUUUGAGUACCUCCUCAACAACCUCGACUUUCUGGAAGACGAGCUCGGACAGUACGAAGACGAGUACCUCAUCAUCGACUGCCCCGGCCAGAUCGAGCUGUACACGCACAUCCCGCUCCUCCCCCGCCUCGCCCAGUUCCUCCAAACACGGCUCGGGUACCGCACGAGCGCCGUCUACCUCGUCGAGUCGCAGUUCAUGCAGGACAAGGCAAAGUACUUUGCCGGCGUGCUCAGCGCCAUGAGCUGCAUGCUGUCCCUCGGCAUCUCGAUGCUCUGCCUCAUGAGCAAGAUGGACCUCGUCAAGGACGACAAGGGGCGUGUCAGGCGCGAGGUCGGCCGAUACCUCGACCCAGACCCAAAUCUCCUGCUGGAAGACGUCAACUCGCAGACCAACCCGAAGUUCCACAGCUUGAACAAGGCAGUCGUGUCCUUGAUAGAGGACCAAAACAUCGUGUCCUUCCUCCCGCUCGACGUGUCCGCCGAGGACAGCGUCAACACCAUCCUCAGCCACAUUGACAACAUGAUGCAGUACGGCGAGGACGAGGAGCCAAAGGUUCCAAAGGACAUGGACGAGGGCGACUUUGACGACUACUAG
This is a messenger RNA of Vanrija pseudolonga, 825 nucleotides long. RefSeq names its product GPN-loop GTPase 3. Bases 1 to 825 code for a protein of 274 amino acids. The transcript has 4 exons. Gene Ontology annotation, molecular function: GTPase activity. The record is from RefSeq and is a predicted model, not a curated record. NCBI's taxonomy places the organism in Eukaryota, Fungi, Basidiomycota, Tremellomycetes, Trichosporonales, Trichosporonaceae.